CCGCGAGACUUUGGUGGGCGUGGACACCGAGGCGAGGGCUUCCUGCUCGGCUGAACACGUGGUUCCGUGUCUGCUUUCCUGCUUGUCUGUCAGUGUGUGAAGGUUUCCAGCCCUUCUCUCACUCCUCUUCCCUCUCUAUCCUCCCAUACAGCACAGCAGACCUUCUCCUCUUUUUAUUGUCCACCCGCUCCUCCUCCUCCCUCUCUCCUCCUCCCCCUGCUACACUUUCCUUCUUCUCCUCGCGACGGUUCCCGGGACUGUCGACAGCCAGGCCGCGGUCACUUCAACGUGUAUCCGUUCAAAGAGAAAGAGAGAGAGAGAGGAGAGAGAGAGAGAGAGAGAGGAGUGUGUGAAAGUGUGUGUCUAAGGGAGAGAGAGAGCGCGUGUGUGUGUGUGAGUGAGUGCGUGUGCGCGCACCCGCCCGCAACCGGUCCAUCCGUGUUAUUUCCUUCCCCUACUAUCCCGCCUCGUUUUUCGGUCAUGACGCUGGAAGCGAUCCGCUACCGGGCCGGGUCUCUGCAGAUCCUGAACCAGCUGCUGCUGCCACACCAGACCGCUUACGAAGAGGUCCGCUCGGUGCAGGACGCUUACGAGGCCAUCAAGUCCAUGAAGGUGCGUGGCGCCCCGGCCAUCGCCAUCGUCGGCUGCCUCAGCCUGGCUGUGGAGCUGCGGGCGGGUGCCGGCGGCGAUGACCCCGUGACCUUCAUCAGGGAGUCUCUGUGCCACCUGACCUCAGCCAGGCCCACCGCCGUCAACAUGGGCCGCGCCGCCCGCGAGCUGAUGGAGUUUGCUGAGAACGAGAGCAUGGAGAAGAACUCGGAGCAGCUCAGAGAGAGUGUAAUCGCCUGGAUUGAAGACAUGUUGGAGCGUGACGUCAAUGACAACAGGAAGAUCGGUAACUAUGGCGCUCAGCACAUCCUGUCUGGCGUCCCGAGGGACUCUGUGACCAUCCUCACGCACUGCAACACCGGCUCGCUGGCCACAGCUGGAUACGGCACUGCACUGGGUGUGGUGCGGAGCCUCCACGCGCUGGGCAGGCUGAAGCGCGUUUACUGCACGGAGACAAGACCGUACAACCAGGGAUCCAGGCUGACGGCAUAUGAGGCGGUAGCGGAGGGAAUCCCUGCUACGCUUAUUACAGACAGCAUGGCAGCCCUCACCAUGAGAGAAAUGGACAUCACAGCUGUGGUGGUGGGUGCAGACAGGGUGGUUGCCAACGGUGACACAGCCAACAAGGUGGGCACGUACCAGCUGGCUAUCGCCGCAAAGCACCAUGGGAUUCCCUUCUACGUGGCCGCACCCAGCACAUCGUGCGACCUGAGCCUGGAGAGCGGCAGGGACAUCAUCAUCGAAGUACGCCCCCCUGAGGAACUCACUAGUAUAAAUGGAGUCCCCAUUGCUGCCCCCGGUAUCGAGGUGUGGAACCCGGCGUUCGACGUGACCCCUCACCAGCUCAUCACAGGAGGCAUCAUCACAGAGCUUGGAGUAUUCCUCCCCUCUGAGCUGCAGGCGGCGCUGACCGGUCGCCUCACUGCCCUCUAGAGCUGCUCAGCCCCUCCUGCUGGUCCGUGUGCACCACUGCACCUUAACGUUAGACACUGAAAGAUACUCUCAUCUCACCACACACACACACACACACACACACACACACACACACACACACACACACACACACAAAGGCAUGGUGGUUGUUAAGUUUCAUUUUGAUAAACGCACUGUCACUGUUAAAUGUCAGUGGUGCACACAGAGAUAAAAUGUUCUUCAGUCUCUUACUCACCUACACACAAGUACACACAAAUUCACUGCAGGGAGUCAAGCAGACACACAUGUGCAGUCUCCCCUUUCUUUUAUGUCCGUCUUUUUUGUGGUCUCUCCUUUUCACCUUUCCCCAGUUUUCCAUCCCGUCUUUCAUCCUCUCUCGCCGCGUCUUUGUCUUUCUAAAUGGCUUCUGUGACAACGAACAGCGCUUCACUGGAUUCUAUUCCUUAAAUUCUAUUUGGCGGUCUGUUUUUAUGAGUCAUUACUGAGGUGAUUUUUCAGGGCUUCUAAAAUGACUCAUGACUGAUUUUUUUUUUCAAAGUAGUGAUUUUGAUUAGCCAUAGUUUCUAAAAUGCUGCUACCCACUUGUAAAUAUACAUAUUCUUGCUGGUAGUGUGUACAUAUGUAGAAAACUAACCCCUGCUAGUAAAGGUACUGCUAUUUUAACCAAAUAUGUGGUUAUUUAAAAUUAAAUUUGACAUUGAAAAUGUUAUAUUAACAUUUAAUUUCUUUUGUUCUGUGCUUGAAACCUUUUGUAGAGGAAUAAUCCAAAUUUAUAGCUCAUAGAUUUUUGCAGCCAGAAAUUCUUAGUGAUAUUAAAAAUUCUAUUUCACUCAAACUUUUUAGCCUGUGUGGCAAAAUUUUGAACAGGCAGAAUUUCUCAAUCGGUCUCGUUAGUCAGCUGAAGCCUAUGACAAUACAUGGCUGUAUUUAUACCUCACUCCUUGUUUCUAUCUUCUCAUUUUCAUGCGUAUUAUAAUGUACUCAUAUAUAUAUGUGUAUGUGUGUGUGUAUAUACACACACACACACACACACACACACACAUAUAUACAUACACACAAUGUAACCAUAGUUAUUUCGUAGUUAUUUCAGCACCAUACAGAUAUUCAUUAUACUGCACAGGAUGCUCUGUAAGAAUGAAAAAUCUUAAGGACAUGGUGUCAUUUUUGCCAUGACAGCUUUUGCUGUGAGCUGAGAAGUCUCUAACAAUGUUGUAUUUCUGUAAUACAGCCAUUACUAUUAAAGGAAUAGUUCACCCCAAAAUGAAAGUUUGGUGGUCUGCUCACUUGCACGUCAAUCAAGGCUUUAUAAACAUUUGAGCAACCACAAAAUACCAAUACAGCUUAUUGCUCUUUUAAGGCAGGUGUACCCAAAAUUAUGUUUAAAUGUUUUGAUAGUAAACUUAGUACUGGGUGCUUGCUACAAAAGUUUGUGUUUAGCUAGAGCAGUUUCAAAACAAUACAAGAAAAGCUGAAUAUUGUACUUUAAAACUGCUCUUAUGAAUUUUUUAUGAUGAUUCACCUGAAUCUACAGUUCCCCUCAGCUCAGUGUUUUAGCUUCUUUCAGCUCACUGUUUUGGUUUUACAACUCACAGCUUCACAAUUUUGUUUCGUUCUUUCUGCUGUCGAUCAAAAAGCAGACAAAGAAAGUUAAUGAGCAGCCGGUGAACAUGUGACACAUUUCAAGAGCCAGAGCCAAUGGAGAGCUGAAAGGGAAGUAAAUAUUGGACUGAUGGCUUAUGUUGUCGUGUCCACAGUAUAAAUAAAUAAGCAGCUAUUUGCUAACGUGUCUGCCAUAUACAUUUUAUAAUAAUAAUAUAUUAAUGUGACCAAAAAAUGAAUCAAUUCGUGCAGAUUCAGAGAUCCACAGUGUUGAUCUGAUGCAGGUGCAGAGUUUGUGAAAGUGUCUAUAGAAAGAAAAAUGUUUAUUUGUUACAUUAUGUAAUAGAUUUAAAAUAAGCUCAGUUACUCAGAAGUCUAAGAGGAAAAUAUGAGGCCAAAUUGUUGUGAAUUUGCUAUUGAGCUGUCGACAACUUCAUGUCUUUAUUCUGGGGUGAACUCUUCCUUUAAGAUUGGUGGGGUGUUUUCCACACUGCAGAAAGCUCUGUGACUACAUCUGAAAACAAUACAUGGCACGAUGCCACCAACAGUCAGAAUGUAAUAAUUCAACUCAGACUUGCUUUAGUCGGGGGCUGUGAUCAGGCCAGACUUCGGACACUGUCACUUCUUUGCCUUUGUGCACAGUUCAGAAUGUGUUUUGACUAUUUGGAUUAGUUCCCUCUUAUAACUGACUGCUGUUUUACUCCAGACUGACUUCCAGCCCACCAGACUACUCUAUGAGGUCAGGGCAGCUAAGGACAGGUAGACAUCAAGGACGCAAAGCGUUUUCUCCAUAGUUAUUGGCUGAUGUUUCUAGCCCUGUCAGCCAUGGGUUUGUCUCUGCUUGAUCCUGACAAUGGCAGAGCAGGAUUAAAAACAGGAAUAAAAGGGUAAAUGUUGUUGUUUAUCAGAUUCAUCUAGCGCUGAAACAGAAAAAGAAUCAGUUACAGUUUUGGUAAUAUAUCAAUUGUUUAUUAUUUUUUUAUGCAACAUGCUGAGCGUUCACUGGUUCCAAAUUCAGAAAUGUGAAUAUUUGCGACUUUUCUCAGUCUUACAUCACUGUAAAUUAUAAUAAUUGACAGAUUGGUAAAGGAAGUAAUCAUUAACCUCGGCCCUACCCUCAUCACGCGCCUACAUUGGCUCUCUAGUUGAAAAAUAGCAUCGUAGCACCCAGUUUUAAAACCAAGACACCAACAUUGUAUUUUCCCAUAAGCACUAGACUGUUAGGAUUUUUAAAACGCAGAUUGAACCUGUGUUUGGUUUCCCACGUCACACACACAUUUUGUGUGAAAGGGUGUGUGCUGAGUUCCUGCAGUUAAUGUCACCUGGCCAAUGAUCCAACAAUACAUUAGUUUUUUGGGUUUUUUUUAAGUCGUCAUAGAAAAGUCCCGGAUACUGUAUCUUAGUCUGUACGGGACACACCCACUCGCUGUACUGAAUGUCACAGGGCCCACACUGCUCACUGCCUUACAGGUGCAGCACCGGUACGUCAUAACAGGAGAGACGGCAGACCCCCAGUCCUUCCUCCACCCUGAUAAGUGUCAUGUAGCCGCACCGCCAGAUCUCAUCAAGCUCAAACAGAUGUAGAGAAGAUCUCUGAGUGCAUUUAGACAGACUAGUACCCUCGUUAGGAUUGGGUUUUUUGACUAUCCUGGGACUGUUGUGAAAUGUAAACAUACCGUAUCCAGGUUACUGAUCAUUCUCUGCCAUGUGUGUGAGCCCAUCAUCGAAUGAAGUUAUAAAGUUGUUGGGAAAUUGUUAUCCAUUACUGGUGAUCAGAUGGAGAGGUUUAUACAGCCAGAAACCAAACUGUGUUCAUCCUCAUCCUCAACCACACAUUGCCUACAUUAUCCACAGUGCAUUGCUAACUGCCAACAGUUCCCUGUGGGAUGUCCGGUGUGUUUAUUUUAUGCCAUUGGAGGAUCAGAAGCAAGCUAAAUCUGGGAUAGUGAUGCACUUGUAGAUGUUACUGUCUGGCUUUUGUGCUCGGUUUUCUCAGUGAGGUUGAUGAGACAGACGUCUGCGGUUUGGCCACAUAACACGCCAGUCUACCUUCCCACCACUCCUUCACUGAUCUCACACACCACCUUUGUUGACUUCAGCAUUCUCUUGAUUCAUUUAAAGAUGUGGCAAAUACACAACCCCACCUUUGUACUUUACAGGACCACUGAGAGGUCCAGAGAAAGCACCCCAAAAAAAGUUUAAUGUCACUGAUAAUUGCAGUAUCCAUAGUGUCAUUGUCCAUAUCUUUGAAAUGCUGUAAUAUAAGCUCACUCCCUCCUUCACCUUCAUCUUCCUCCUUAUCCCUCUUUGUUUCUCCUUGGUCCACCCAUUAGACCUCAACUCACAAAGAUGCUGGUAGGUCACACGAGCAGAAAAGACACUUGUGUAUUUGAAUUUUCUUUCUUUGUUUUGUACAGUCUAAGACAUCACACGUUUGGGGGCAAUGUUACUGUUCCAGACAUAUGUAGCAACUGUGUGGCCGUCAGACCAGCCGCAUAUUUCUUUCAAAAUCUUUAAGACGUACAAGAUUUUUGUUUGUCUGUACAUCAUGAUUAUAACUGUUUGGCUGUGAUUUAUUGUUUUUAUUUCAUGACAUUGUGAUUCCUAGUGACUAGGCCAUUAGUACACCACACUGGGGAGGCCUCCUCAACCAUACACACUACCUCUCCGUCUGCCUACACGGACUCGAACACUCAAAUGCAUGAACACAAGCACUUAAUGUGCCAGGCUGCAGCAGAGCAGAUUGACAGAUUGCAGGGGAAAAAAAAUCUGGACGGAAAUUCUCCACAUCUCACCAAUGUUUGUAUCUUGAACCCAAAGUGACAAAUAAUUUGUGGCGGUGGUUUUAGUUUGCCAAAGUAGCCUACAUUCAGGCUAGUGUGUUGUGUUGGGUUGCAGCUGAAUUGUUUCUGCAUUAUGUUUUUAAUAUGCAGUAUGUUUUUACACCAUGCUUUUGAAGCAGCAGCAAUAUAUUAAAAAGAUUUUCCACCAACGCCCCCUUGAGAAGCCCAACACAUGCCUCGUAAUCAGGUGCCAAAAUUCAGCGCUGCUCGCCACAUAUUUUCCACAUUGAUUUGAUCAAAGUAGGUGCUUGUGUAUUAUCAAAUGAUUAGUAUGGCCUGCAAUUACCAUGGAAGGAGUGUUGUUCAGAUGGCCUCUUUAAGUGCAAGUAUGUUAUCGUUGUUAUUGAUAAUCACUUGAUCUGGGUUUAAUUUUGUAACAUGUGGAAAUAGUUCAAAACUGGAUUUUUUUUAUAUAUAUGUAUAUGAAUAUAAUGCUGUAAAGUGCAGUCAUGAAUUAAGAGAUUUCUCUCUCACAUCAAUACAGUAAAAAGAAUAAAACCACAGUGAAAACA
Lates calcarifer (barramundi perch) is the source of this 6496-nucleotide messenger RNA. It is a transcript of the gene mri1, whose product is annotated as methylthioribose-1-phosphate isomerase 1. Gene Ontology annotation, molecular function: S-methyl-5-thioribose-1-phosphate isomerase activity. NCBI's taxonomy places the organism in Eukaryota, Metazoa, Chordata, Actinopteri, Centropomidae. The record is from RefSeq and is a predicted model, not a curated record. The transcript is spliced from 6 exons. Bases 481 to 1542 code for a protein of 353 amino acids.